Pieris brassicae (large cabbage white) is the source of this 1550-nucleotide messenger RNA. RefSeq names its product protein THEM6-like. The record is from RefSeq and is a predicted model, not a curated record. Lineage: Eukaryota; Metazoa; Arthropoda; Insecta; Lepidoptera; Pieridae. The transcript is spliced from 5 exons. Bases 200 to 895 code for a protein of 231 amino acids.
CACUUCUUCAAUAUGUCAAAAUAAUUUCACUAAAAUUCAUUGACAUAGCCUAAACCGCAUUUAAUAGAAUUAUAUAAAGAAUAAAACCGUCUUAACAUAUUAUCUGGAUAUAAGUUGAAACGAUACUAUUUUUUUAUAAUAAAUUUAUCAACAGUAUGUUGUAAGUGUGAGUAUUUAAUCCGGCAUUUUUUCAGCAGUAAUGUGGACAGUAUGUGUGCCUGGGUGGAGUGCUAUCCUUGUAGCAGGAACACUCCUGCUAUAUGGGACACUAGAUAUAGCGUACUUCGCAAGAAUGAUGUACACAGUCGUCAAGGCAAGGUAUUUUAGGAAAAAAGCGUGUAUUUUGGACACCACGGAAGUUGAAUGUUGGUGCCUCCUUAACGAUAUAGACACACUUCUAUACCAUAUGAACAACGCGCGAUAUCUUCGUGAAUUAGACUUCGCUAGAGCUGAUUUCUAUGAACGUACGGGGUUGUACGCGAAUAUCAAAGCGGCUGGUGGCGCGGUCUUACAAGGAGCUGCUACCAUAAGAUACAGGAGAUAUAUCAAGCCAUUUACCAGAGUUACUAUAAAGUCUAGGGCGGUGUUCUGGGAUGAGAAGACCUUAUUCAUGGAGCAUGAAUUUAUUGGUCCUGGCGGCUUCGUCCACGCUGUGGCUGUAUGUAGACAACGGGUUAUUGACACGUCAGCUGCGGCUAUUGCAGAACUGCUCUUACAGUUGCAUUGCGGUGGCACCUGCAAGUCUUACCCGCAAAAAAUGCCUCCAGAAUUGGAACUUUGGGUGCAAAGCAACGAGUUAAGCUCUGCGAAACUUAGGUCACAAGCUGCACCUUUGCCAGCCAUUGAACAGCCUGACCCUUUGGCCUGCGGUGAAGUUGUUACAAAUACUGAGUGAGACUUACUUCACUGCCCAAAGGAUAUGUAUUCAGUACAGAGGAGUCAAAAAAAGAACGAGUGAAUAAGAUAGCGGGGGUCGGGCAAGGGCAGUGACUUAAACAAUCAUUUCACCAAGCGAUGUCGUCGCUUACGGACGUCUUGUGUUUUUAGAAUUAUCUUUAUUUUGUGAUUUAAGUUAUUUUAAUUAUUUAUUUAAUAGGUAUAUACAUAUUUUAAAUUAGGUUUUAUACUGAAAGUUAUAACCAAAACAAUAUAUGUAUGUGAUAUAUAAGCACAGGUAAUAUAAUGUGUACAUAUUUAGGUUAUUUUAUGAUGGUAAUAAUAAAUUAACCUUAACUGAAAUUGUUAUAUUUAAAUAAUUGGUGUUGUAUAAACUAUCUAAUGAUGACAAAAUUUUUAUGGUUUUUGAAACCGCGAACAUUAAAACUUUUAUACCUGGCUGAGCUAGGUUAAAAACACUUUGUUUGUUAAUCCAGUUUCUUGUUAUAUGUAAAAAUUAUAAAUUGUGUGUGUUUCUAUGUAAGACGUGAAUUUACACAUCGGCUAUAAAUUGUAACUGUUUAUUAUAAGAUCAACGUUCACAACGUUGAAAUAAAUUGUUUUCAGAGAAUUGUAUAAUCAUGCAUUUCUUUAAAAUUAAACGAUAUAUUAAA